Spinacia oleracea (spinach) is the source of this 3087-nucleotide messenger RNA. RefSeq lists its product as uncharacterized. Lineage: Eukaryota; Viridiplantae; Streptophyta; Magnoliopsida; Caryophyllales; Amaranthaceae. The record is from RefSeq and is a predicted model, not a curated record. The transcript is spliced from 3 exons. Bases 889 to 1305 code for a protein of 138 amino acids.
AUAGUUUGAGCAAGGGUAGACAAGUGAAGGAGGAUGGUAAAGUGUUGAAGUUUCAGGAAAAGCACUUACAUAGGAUUAUUGAGCUACAAAUGCAUCUUUAAGUAGUAUAUAAAUGGUAUUAACAAAUUAGUUUAAGUUUAUAAUGUCUAUAUUUCAUUUUGGACAGGCACCAAAUGUUGUAUGCAAAGUCGAAGCCUUUGGAAAAAUGUGCCAGCACUUUGAUGAGAGAAGGAGAAGAUGGUUCAUGGAGAUGGGAUUUGCAGGCCUCCUGAACCUAGUUAGGUUGCAUUUACCUAGGCAGUUUAGUUAUUGGUUAAUGACUUGGAUUGACCAUGUGAAUGAGAAGUUGAUAUAUCUAGAUGAGAUAGAGUACAGGCUGUCAAAAAAUCAAGUGAGGUGGAUCUUAGGCAUCCCUAAUAAAGGGAUGAAUGUACCUCUCAGUGACAUGAAUAAGGAAAUGAAAUCCAAGAGCAACGCAUUGAUGAACAAGUAUGGGAAUUAUUUUGAGAAUUCUGAAAGAGGGAAAAAGGUGAUAUCGAGGUGCAUACGUGUGGAUGCAAAAUUAAUGGAUAGAGCGGAGGGGGAGUGGGAGGUGCACCAGGAGGAGGACUUAAGACUCUUUUUUAUUGUUAGCGUUGGAUAUGGUAUUGUGUCCAACGUAAUCACCUCGUUUGGGGAACGAUAUGGUUCCUGCAUUAACGUGUGCAACGGACACAAUAUGAUUGGUGUACACUUGUGCUAAAGAAACUGAAAGCUAGUGUUACUAGAUUUGCGAGCGUCUUCUACAAGAAAAGAUAUGCGGGAGGUUGUGGUGGAUGAUCUAUAUUUGGUGUGUUGUUGUAUUUGGAACGAUUGGAUAGGAAUCCAGUGAAAUGGGGCACCUUUCCCAUGUUGAAGGUGUGGACAAAGGAUGAGAUUAGUAAAGCUCGGAGUGAAGACAAGGUCGAUGGUGGGGAUUAUGGAUUCCUUGAGUGCCUUGAUGUUGCAUACGGGGAAUCUCACAUACAUGAAGCGAGGGAUUCUGAUUGUCUGUCAUGCAUGGAAGAGGACCUGGUAAGGGUGACAACCAUUAGUAAUACAAGUGGACGGAUAAAACAGAGGAGGAGGCGACGACCAACCAAAAUCCUCACGAACGAAAAAAGGAAAAAGCUGAAAGGGAACGGGCUAAGAGACUUGCAAAGGAUGAAGCAACAACAGAAGACUCAUCAACGGAAGGAGAUGAGGGGGCAUGUUAUGACAUGGAAGAAGAUGAAAGGGAAUAAUAUAAAAGGGAAGGAGAUGAUGAGGGGGCAGGUUAUGACAUGAAAGGAGAUGAAAGGGAAGGAGAUGAUGAGGGGGAAAGUAAUGACAUGGAAGGAGAUGAAAGGGAAGAAGAUAAAAGGGAAGGGGAUGAUGAGGGGCCAGGUUAUGACAUGGAAGGAGAUGAAAAUGAUUUGGCACCAACGAAAGAAAUAAAUGAAGCAAAUGCGGAUGAGACAUUAGUGGCUCAUGAACAUCAAGACAAAGAUACGCCUUAAAAAUCAGUUGGUAAAGAGGUUUCAUACUGUAACAGAGGAUAAAUUAUUAAUGUCUUCACUAGUUGGGUUUCAAACCCCGACGCAGGAAAUAUAUGAUGCUUCUCUUGCUAAGUCUAACAUUCAGAAUGUUUCAUUUGUUACUUGGAAUUUGUCAUGUUCAGAUAAAUAUGGAGAAACAACAACUCUUGUCCCGAAACCUACCUCUGGUGAUGCAUUUCAACUACAAUUCCCAGAUGAGAGAUCAUAUGGAUCAUGUGCUAAAAUUUUACCUGGCGACUUUGAGGCUCGGGUGCUAAGUUUUACCGUUGUAGACUUCGAUGUGGAUGAUAAACAAGUCUACAACUGUUCAGAAUCAGAUGAGACGAAGUUAAAUAAGAGUUUUAUACGCCAUUUGCGUAGGAAGAAAGUAGUGUACAGGUCUGUCACUACUGGUGAAAGAAGGUCUAAUAUUGGAUUCCAAAACAACCUUGUAAAGUUCAUACGCAUGUACCAAACAAGAAGCCACCAUUGCAUUCCCGUUGCAUUGGGCAUUUUAGACUCCAGGUUAGACCUCUAUGAUUACACUUAUUACAACAUGACAUGAUUGGGAAAUGUGUGGUUUGGUAUAGUAAAGAAUACUAACAUGAUUAUUACCAUGAUGAAAAUGGUAGUUUGUAUCCCAUCAUUAAGGUUCAAGACAUGUAUGCUAGUAUCGACGACUGCAAUUCUGUUACAAAAGAGGGUAGUGGUGUUGAAGUAAAGGUAUGCCAAAGUUACUAUGAAUAUUUUGAUAUAAUUUUACCAACUCAGCCUACAAUUUGGUAAUUAUAUUUUGAAGAUUAUUAAUAUACUAUGUAGUAUGUUAGGACUGCGGAUGCCUUGUACACGAUUGUGUGGCAAAAAAUGUUUGAGAAAAGAAGUUGAAGAUGUAUGUUGGACCACACAUUUGCCGCAAGGGUUUUACUUCAUUCUAUUACAGCUGAUUUAUGUACUUAAUUCAAUUCAACGAUCAGUAUAGUUUCUUAAAGCUUGUACGCUUAAUAAUUAGUAUAGUUUCUUAAAGCUUGUACGUUUAACGAUCGGUAUAGUUUCUUAAAUCUUGUACCCUUAUCGAAUGCAUAUUAUCUGAUAACCAUAAAAUGGUUUAUCUUAUGGCAAAUACGUGUUAUGCAAUGUCCUGGGAAUGUCAAAAGUAAAGAUCUUGAAAGUGAUACAUCCAAUCAAGUGAAAGUGAUUCUGCGUUCUCGCUUAUGCCGUGUUGCAGAGGUCCAGAUAUAUUUUUUUUUGUACAAAGGGUAGUCAAUUGGGCCAACAAGGGUAGUAAUAUUUUCCUUAUAUGAUGUGUACAGGUAUAUAUCCCUGUUUUGAAGGCAAUAGGGGAAAAGACACAUCAUUGGUGGGCAAUGUUCGUGUUUGUGAAUCGGUCAGAGAUCUUUGUCAUUGAUCUGAACUCCGUUGAUCCAGUCUCCGACCACUUUGAAACUAUCACAAAAAUAAUAAGGUGUUAGAUUGUUACUAAGUAUACAAGCAUACAUGCAUAUAUGCAAAUAUGUAAACAAUUUCAUUUCUUAGUCUAUGAGUUUUAUCUCAA